AAGGAAACGUGGAUGGAAAAAGUAGCUAUCUGUAUGGAGGUGUCAGUCGACUAAAAGUUGUAGUAGGCCAUUGGCAAGUGAAAGGAAUUUCAUUACAACUCCACCUCACUCAACGACUUCCGACAUAUCCUAAUUCCUGUGGGACAUCCCCCCAAGUACAUCAGACAAGGCUCUCCACGUCCAGGGGACUCUUUGGAAAGAAAAAUGCACUCCCAAAUGGAAUACAAAGUACAUGGGAAUAAAUUUGAGAGGCUCCAAGCAAAAAUACGAAAGAGUGAAAUGGAGCGUCAGGAAUUGGAAUGUAGAUUUCAGAACCUGAUGAGGAGUUCCAAUGAAUGCGAAAAAUCAUCACUAAAGCUACUACGCGAGGAGUACAAGAAAUUCAUGGACGAGGACAGGCAACGUGUGGAACGAAAUGAAAAUCUACUGCAAACCUUGGAUCGUAUUGAUUUUCAGGCAGCAGCACUGGCCGCCAAAACGGAACGUUUAAAGUUGCUUAAGACACAGUAUAAGAGUCUUCUGAUGAAAAACUGGGCUGGGGACGGUGGUAGCCGAAUAGUUUCACAUAGAUCAAAUAUAUCGAGUCCGCAGGAGUAUCAUGGCAUUAGGUAUGCCAGAACAUCGCCCAUUUAUCAGAAUCACGGGCCAAAUUAUUGGUCUGAUGGUGAGAUGGGAGGAAGUAUGAAGAAUGCACCACAGAUUCGAGAUAUGGAAAUUCAAACGUCUCUCACGAUGCUCGAUGUCCCACAUAGCGUGGUAACUUCUUUUAGCACCCUGGCAUCCGCGAGAGCCACUAGGGACCCAUUGUCCCCUCAGGAGAACCAUCAAGAUGCCAAGUGCGCGGGAAGUUUGGCAAAUCAAAUGGAAAGCCCAGAAUGUGGCGCGAAAGAAAUUCCACCAUCUGUCUCACCUGAAUGGAAUAAAAUGCUUCCCAAUCCCGUGGUAACUUCUACAAUUACAACUUCUCAAUCUGAUUACCACGCAAGCUCCCCAUCCAAGUGGGAGGAAAUUCAUGAGGUGGAGAUGAAAGAGACAAAGGAGAAUGAGGAAUUAGGAGCAAGUGAGAAUACAUCAAAGUUAUCAUUUGCUCAGCCUGAAGACCCACCAUGCGAACCAUCAUUCUACCUUCGCGAGAUGCCUGAGGUGGUGGCACAUGCUCCUACGGCUGAGGCAGAAGAAGUGGAUGAUGGAAAAAUCGAAGAGCAUAACACACCUGAGUACAAUGAGACAGCCGAAGAAGUGGUACAGGAGGAGAAAAUUGAUAGUGGACAGAACGAGAUGGGGGAACAAUUGGGUAAUUUAUCAACAGCGGCGACACCAAAGCCACGGACCUCAUUUCUGAGACAUGCUCUACUGAAGAAUACAAAACACGAAUUGAUAGGACGGGGCCGGAGCGGAGGUGACAAGGGUACGCAGAAGGUCGUUAAGAGGGUGGAAUUCUGUCUGGAUCAGAAUGAAUCACACGAAGACACCAAGAGUCAAUGGAAUUUGGAUGAGAUUGGGGAAACAACCUCAUCCCCAUACUACAAAGCAAAUGCGGAAGAAACCCAAGUGGAACCACUCGCGGAGGAAAGGUCUUUGAUGUCACCCCAUUACUCACAGUAUGUGGAACCCUAUGAGCCUACACAGGGAGAGGAAUUAAAUCAAUUCGAUGAUGAAUACGAACGCGAUGAACUCGAGAGUGAGACGCAGGAGGAGCCAUCCUACGCAGACACACAAAACAUUCAUGAAGAACCAAUUGAGACGGGUGACAUUCCACAGCAUCAAGUGGAAUACACUCCAGCAGUAGAGGAAUCAACAAUCAAUCUGCAAAGUAGUAAUUACCAAUAUCCGGAAACGGGAGAGGUGGUGGAACCCUAUUAUGCUGGAAAUGAGGACAAUGUGCAAACAGUUGUUGAUGAGAAUGUUUAUGCUUCAGAAGCCCCAUUUGCAGUCCACAGCAGCUAUGUGCAAGACAACAGUGAAUUGCCCCAGUCCGAGGUAUCGUCAACACCAUCGGUGCAUUUGUUGACUCAAGACCCCACUACUGCUGUGGAGCAACCAGAAUCACCCUAUCAACAAUUCAUUAGCCCUGAUGCCAAUGUACAGCAAGACACGUACCAAAAUAGUGGAUUCACAGCAUCGAGUGAAUAUUUGGAAGCUCCUCAGCAGCAGACGCCCCAAGAUUUUGGGGCUAAUGAAGUUUACACGGGAAGUGAGUAUCAACAGUACGAUGGCAGUGCAAUCAAUCAAGUUGGGGAGUAUGAUGGGUACGACACAACGAGUGCACCAUCACAGCCGGAGGAUUAUAAUCUCAAUCAGGGGGUGAUGGGUUAUGAGCAAAAUUAUGCCAACUAUGGCAGUCAGGACGUUCAAUAUGCCUCCGGUGGAACAAUAGAGGGCUACGAGCAGGGCUAUUCAGAUGCAAAUUACGCCGAAGGUGCAGGAAGCUACAUUGGCACUGAUGAGGUGCGUGAGUAUGAGCAGGGACCCGAUGGGGUGUACAUGAGUGGUGGUGAAGUAGCACCGUCGGAUCAAGUGGUGGCAUCACAGGCAAUGUAUGCAAACUUCCAGCAGGAAGAUCAAUAUAGCAAUCAACAGGAAGUUCAGGGGGACUAUUAUAACUUGACUGAGGAACCCACAGUAGCGUCCAAUGUAUUAGAUCCCAAUGCUACUCUGCAAACCCUCCCAGUGGAGAAUGCAAAUCAAGAUGCCCCAUCUCCUCAGACAACAUACUCCGAUGAUUCAUCCAAUUAUAUUACCCAAGAACCACCUAUUGCUGAGCAAACCCUCCAAACGGAGAAACCCAAAACCACAAAGAGCACAAACUUCCUGGACAGUAGUAGUAGUGAAUCCGAAAGACGUCCCGGGCAAAAAGUAAAGUUUGCCGAUGAAGAGAAGCAUUUCCCGGCCAAUGAUGAGAGUGACUUUGACUUCUCAUCCCAGAGGGAUGAUAAAUAAAUAAGAAAAUAUACAUAACAUACCUAUAUAGACAAUUGAACACAAAUUAUUCCCAUUCCCCAAAAUGGACGGCACUGAUGUAUAGGUGAAGAGAAACUUGCAAAGCUCACGCUUUACCCAAUUGCAAAUUGCAUUUCAGCAUCCCAAGCUUUGACUUUGUUGCUGAAGAGUAUUUCCUUUUCUUUGACAAUAAAUGGCAAUUGAUACGGA
Messenger RNA from Lutzomyia longipalpis, 3150 nucleotides. RefSeq lists its product as uncharacterized. Lineage: Eukaryota; Metazoa; Arthropoda; Insecta; Diptera; Psychodidae. Bases 205 to 2940 code for a protein of 911 amino acids. The transcript has 6 exons. The record is from RefSeq and is a predicted model, not a curated record.